GCGCAGAGACUCAGGAGGGGAACAUGUGAGCGGGGCAUGGGCGACUGGGAGCAGGAUUAUUGUUCAGCACAGCUCAGAGACGCAGGAGGGACGCGGACAAGGACAGACACGGGGACACAGUGACGGACCCGAGGAGAUUUCCCCCCUCCUCCCUCUCCCUUCUUCAAUUUUUACGCACCGGAGAGAAAUCGGCGGACUGUUGCGUCUCCAAGAUGAACACCAUCGUGUUUAACAAGCUGAGCAGCCAGGUCCUGUUCGAGGAGAAGGCGAAGGAGGUGGAGAUGAGCAGCAGGAACUACCUGGAGGUGAUGGACGGCCAGCAUCCCGACCUGCUGACCGGCAACCAGAGCAUCAUCAGGGACAGCCAGGCCAUCCGGCACCGGCGCAGCGGGGGUCGUCCCAGCGGCGGUAAAGUGCGACACAAGCGCCAGGCCCUGCAGGACAUGGCGCGGCCGCUCAAGCAGUGGCUGUACAAGCACAGAGACAACCCCUACCCCACCAAGACGGAGAAGAUCCUGCUGGCGCUCGGCUCGCAGAUGACCCUGGUGCAGGUAUCCAACUGGUUCGCCAACGCCCGGAGACGGCUGAAGAACACGGUGAGGCAGCCGGACCUGAGCUGGGCGCUCCGGAUCAAACUCUACAACAAAUAUGUGCAGGGCAACGCGGAGAGGCUGAGCGUCAGCAGUGACGACAGCUGCUCAGAAGACGGGGACAACCCUCACAGAGCGACACAGAGCGGCCCGGAGGAGCUCACCAAGCCCAUGUACCAGAGCGUGAUCAAGAAGGAGGGCUCGUCCAUGGUGGGCAUGACCAUGGGCAUGGGCGCGGGGCUGCGCUCCGCCGCCGAGGCGGCCUCCCUGGCCGAGGACUACGUCUCCCCGCCCAAGUACAAGAGCAGCCUGCUGCACCGCUACCUGAACGACUCCCUGCGCCACGUCAUGGUGGCCAACGCCGUCAUGGACGCCCGCAGGAGGAACCACUCCGGCUCCUUCAGCUCCAACGAGUACGACGACGAGCUGCUGUCCCCGUCAUCCUCCGAGGCUGAGGCGAAUUUUGUUUACCGGGCUGAAUCCACGGAGCACGGAUUGAGUAAAUGUGACAACAGCGGUGGCGUCGUAGCUACGCAGAGGGAGAAGGUGAAGGGCAAAGACGAGACGUACUGGAAGGAGAUCAACGCCGCCAUGGCCCUGACCAACUUGGCGCAGGGGAAGGAGAGCGUCUCCGGGACGACCAGCUGCAUCAUCCAGAAGUCCUCCCACAUUGCGGAGAUCAAGACUGUCAAAGUGCCCCUGCUGCAGAAAUACUAGCUCUGACGUCACCCUCCCGUCCCUCUAUGCAAACCAGCAAACAUUCCUCACUCCGUAAAGCUGCCAUAGUCCAAAUAAACUCCCCCCC
Messenger RNA from Cololabis saira (Pacific saury), 1395 nucleotides. It is a transcript of the gene mkxa, whose product is annotated as mohawk homeobox a. The record is from RefSeq and is a predicted model, not a curated record. Gene Ontology annotation, molecular function: DNA-binding transcription factor activity, RNA polymerase II-specific; RNA polymerase II cis-regulatory region sequence-specific DNA binding. Gene Ontology annotation, cellular component: nucleus. Gene Ontology annotation, biological process: muscle organ development; regulation of transcription by RNA polymerase II; cell development. NCBI's taxonomy places the organism in Eukaryota, Metazoa, Chordata, Actinopteri, Beloniformes, Belonidae. The transcript has 7 exons. The coding region runs from base 213 to 1307 and encodes 364 amino acids.